AUGUCUGCUUUUUACUCUACAGCCAACCUCUUCACCUUCUACGUGAUUAGGUUUCGCAAGUGUGGCAUGUCCGAGACGGCCGCCAUCUACCUGAGCUCGCUGGCCGUCGUGGACUCCUGCUACCUGGUGUGGGUGAUCCUGCUGGACCUGACCUUGACCUUCGCACAGGCGCAGCCCUUCUGGCACGCCCAGCCCUGGUGCAGGAUCCUGACCUACCUGCAGCACGGCUCCCUGUACAGCUCCUCGUGGAUCGUGGUGGGCUUCACCGUAGAGCGCUACCUUGCGCUCAGGAUCACCGGCCUCAAGAGGCGCCUCUCUCGGUGCAGGGUCACGGUCUGCGUCACCCUGAUGAUCGUCGUCUUCUCCCACGUCGCAUCGGUCCCAGUGUACUGGAUCAACGACGUCAAGCCGACGAACCUCACCAGGGACGGCGAGAACGUCACCUUGCCCAGGUGCAGCUAUAACAACACGGAGUAUUCCACGGUGCUGGUCUGGAUCACCACCUUCCUCUCUGGGGGAAUCCCCAUUCUCCUAGUCAUCGUCUUUAACACUCUGAUAGGACACCACCUCCGGAGGGCCAGCAAGAUGUUCACCAAGGAGGAGAGGCGAGCCAUCAAAGGGGCCAGCGCCAAGAGCAUGGUCAGAAGAACCAUCUUACUGCUCUGCACAGUGUCCAUCACCUUUGUAGUCUUGAGUCUCCCGCGGUUUGUGACAUAUUGCAUCUUAAGAACCACCUACAACUACCAAGGCUUCAACAGAGACGACUACAGCCUGCCCAUCAAUGUCAUCAGUGACCUGGCCAACAUGCUGCAGAAUCUAAACUCCUCCACCAACUUCCUCUUGUACUGCAUGGUGAGCAGGAGGUUCAGGCAGGAGCUGCUCGGCUUGCUGGCUCACAGGAGCAGAGCGAGGGAACUUGGGUCCCUCACCGCCCAGACAACCAUGAAAGUGUUUUCUGUCAUGGAUCGUCCAGCCCACAAUGCAAGGGUGGUGAACGUGGUUCUCACAAAACUGAAGCAAACUCAGUAG
Molecule: messenger RNA, 1029 nt
Organism: Lepisosteus oculatus (spotted gar)
Lineage: Eukaryota; Metazoa; Chordata; Actinopteri; Semionotiformes; Lepisosteidae
Source: RefSeq, a predicted model, not a curated record